Molecule: messenger RNA, 3047 nt
Organism: Rhinolophus ferrumequinum (greater horseshoe bat)
Lineage: Eukaryota; Metazoa; Chordata; Mammalia; Chiroptera; Rhinolophidae
Gene: AAGAB
Product: alpha and gamma adaptin binding protein
Exons: 10
Coding region: 63-989 (308 amino acids)
Source: RefSeq, a predicted model, not a curated record
CGGCCUUGGUGUAGCCCAAGGCGGAAGCGGCCUCCAGACGGAACCGGCUCAGGAGCGCAGUUAUGGCUGCGGGAGUCCCCUGUGCUCUCAUCACCAGCUGCUCUUCCACCUUCACUGGAGAUCGACUGGUCCAACAUAUCCUUGGAACAGAAGAUCUUAUUGUGGAAGCGACUGCUAGUGAUGCUGUGAGAUUUUAUCCUUGGACCAUUGAUAAUAAAUACUAUUCAGCGGAUAUCAAUCUAUGUGUGGUGCCAAACAAGUUUCUUGUCACUGCAGAGAUUGCAGAGUCUGUCCAAGCGUUCGUGGUUUACUUUGACAGCACACAAAAGUCUGGUCUUGACAGUGUCUCCUCAUGGCUUCCACUGGCAGAAGCCUGGUUACCUGAGGUGAUGAUCCUGGUCUGUGAUAGAGUAUCCGAAACUGGUGUAAACCGACAAAAAGCUCAAGAAUGGUGUAUCAAACAUGGCUUUGAGUUGGUAGAACUUAGUCCAGAGGAGUUGCCUGAGGAGGAUGAUGACUUUCCAGAAUCUACAGGAGUAAAGCGAAUUGUUCAAGCCUUGAAUGCCAAUGUCUGGUCCAAUGUAGUGAUGAAGAAUGACAGGAACCAAGGCUUUAGCCUUCUCAGCUCAUUGGCUGGAGCAAACCAUAGCAUUGGGUCAGCAGAGACCUGUCUCUCAGAGCAGCCCCACUUGCCGGCAGCAGAUAGGACUGAAUCCCUGCUGGGUCCUCGGGGUGGUGCGUCCAACACAGCAGACGCUCAGGUUGACAGCAUUGUGGAUCCCAUGUUAGAUCUGGAUAUUCAAGAAUUAGCCAGUCUUACUACGGGUGGAGGAGAUUUGGAGAAUUUUGAAAGACUAUUUUCCAAGUUAAAGGAAAUGAAAGACAAGGCUGCGACGCUUCCUCACGAGCAAAGAAAGUUGCAUGCAGAAAAGGUGAGACAAUCAGGUGGCCAAAGCAUUCUGGAUGGCAAUUGGGGGAGACAGAGAUGAAAUUGAAGGCCUCUCAUCUGAUGAAGAGCACUAAAUUAUUCAUCCUAGGUUUUGACUAACAAAGAUGCUAACACUCUACCUGAGAUCCUUCCCAACUCAAUCCCGUUACAUUUUGCUGAACUUCCCACCAUCACGUUGGCCUCCUGACUUGUUUAUAGGAUAGGAUCCCCUUAAGUCUGGUUUUCAGUAGAGGGUUAAGGAGAUAGUUUUUCUCCCUCAGCAUACUGAGGGGGUGAGGGUGUAAGGGGUGAGGAGUAUAAUGAUAGUGAAGAGUGAGAGUUUUUCAGCAUCCCUUUCUGUUCUAGGCAUGGGGGUGGAAUGAGAAGCUCAGAGGUCGGUGUGAUUUGCCCAAGUUAAGAAAAAACCACCAAGCCAUUCUUAGUCACCCUUUUUAAAGGAGCAUUCCCUGCUCGCACGUGAUGACUGCAGAUCAGGAACGUGUGCCACCUUUCCUGGGUGUUUUGGAUUUUCUGCUUCCAAGGAAGUUGCCGCUCUGAGCUUGGAUGCUUUCAGAGGGAAGAAAGGAGCCAUCUGCAGAUUUGAUUUGUGCUGUAGUAUAGGUGGGACCAAGGACAGUGACCGUCAAGUUAGUCUCUAGCUAAAAAAAGAUGCUUUUGGGCAUUUCAAUUAAAAUAUAGUGUCCGAGCUCAUGUUAGAAAUUAUUGAGAAGCCAGUGUGAAUUUUUAGACUAUAAUUAAUGAGGCAAAGGUUUCCUACUCUGGUAGGGAUAAAACAGACCCCUUCACUAAGUUGUUGUCGUGCAUGUAAGAGACAGAAAGAAAUUAAGGAAUUCCUUAUAUGGGCCACUGAAACCAUAUGUGAUCAUAUACUGAGAUUUGCCUUGGUAUUAAUGUGAAGAAACUCUUCGUCCUUAGAGUUCUCCCCUGCUCCUUGAGAUGUGAGAGCUGUGCUGUCACACUUUAUACCCUCAAAACAAGGCAAGUUUCCCCUCCUUCUCUCUGAAAGACAAACAGAGAUCACUGCCAAAAUAGUGGGUGAGGUGGGAAAGGAUGUGAAACGUUAGGUAACGAAUCCCUAAGUACCUUGUAUUACUUCCAGGGCUGAGUGGGUCAGCCCCAGGGGAGCUGAUCACCAAAAGAAAAGUUUCCAGAGGAAGAGUGGGAAAUGCAGCAAAUAAAAAUCCUCAUUUCUGUUUUUGUAGACACUUUGUAAUGCAUGUUAUUAACCUUCACUGUGGUCGUCACUGCCAUGACUCUAAAUGGCACCAGGGCUGGGUGGUGCUGGCACUGGGGCUGAGAACUGCUUCUUGAAACAAGUUUCAGACCCGUGUGCACCAUCUUCUAAGCACUGCAGAACACGAAACAGAUGGCAGAAGGAGUGGCAGGCUCCAGUGCCAGGCCAGGGCCAUCACAGGAGGGAGGGGUUCAGUAAGGGGAACAUUCAGAAGAGCCAUUCCAGGCGAACUUGGAGGCUCUCUUGCUUGGUGACUUUCUUUUUCCCCCCUCCUUUUUUUUUUCCUAUUCAGAAGGGUCUUUGAGACUAUAGUUUACCACCAUUCCACCAGUGUUUCUUUGAGAUGACUGCGUUAGCCAUUCAUUAGGAAUGUAAGGGAAGUUGGCUCCAUGUUGCAAAACAAAAGGUGGAACGUGUUUUUUUUAAAAACAUGAAAGGUUUCAGAAAAUAUAUCAGGAUCACAUGGUUAGGGAAAACAGAGUAGAGAAAGCUAUGAACUGGAUUUUGUGGAUUAAACAAAGCCAGAUGAUUAAAAUGUGAUUUAUGUAUAAAGUCUGUUAAUGUGUAUUAUGAUUUUGGUUUUCAGGAGGGAACGUGUGUGGGGGAAGCCUUCCUUCGGUGGAGCAGGCAUAAAUAGUGAAUAAGAGUUUAUCAAACUAUUUUGGAAUUGAUUAUGCCUAUGUGUAAUAUCAAGUCAUGUUUAAACAUUUCUCUAUUUGUGUAGCACACUGUCUGGCACAUAGUAGGCCCUUAAUUUUGAUUUGGAUUCGUAUUUGAUAGUUUGAUGAAUAUGAUCCCAAAGUUUGACAGUCCAUGCAUGUUGGAAGGUAAGGAGUGACAAGAAUAAACUUUUUCCUGUGAAAA